This is a messenger RNA of Sphaeroforma arctica JP610, 237 nucleotides long. RefSeq lists its product as hypothetical. The transcript has a single exon. The record is from RefSeq and is a predicted model, not a curated record. Gene Ontology annotation, molecular function: protein binding. The annotation marks the transcript as partial. Lineage: Eukaryota; Ichthyosporea; Ichthyophonida.
AUGGGCUUGGGCUUUCAGAUAGACACUUCCCUGAAGAGGAUAUUCCAACGUAUCACCCGAAUGCAGAACUUGUUACUGACUAUUCAAUGCGUUCAAACGUAUACAGAGCCGUACCGUAUGCGCAUCGCCGAGGACUUUGACGGCGGCGACGCUAAUGUUUUGAGUGUAAAAGAAGGCGAGAUAGUGUGGGUGCUGUUAGACAUCGACCCGCAGUGGUGUACUGUAGCGCAUGAUGAG